AUCGACGAUGGACGAAUCACUUUCGAUCGAACGAUCGAGAGUCGUUUUUCAAUUUAUUUUAACUUUUUAUCUAGAUUUGUUUAUUUAUUCAUUUUAGAUUUAUCGCGAAUGAAAAAGUAAAAAGGUGAUUCGAUUCAAUUGUUCGAGGAAAAUUUUGGUGCAAGCGUGGCGUAAGAUCACUAUAUAAAGCUGAGAAGUUCGAUAAGUUGGUCAGUAGUUUCGAUCGUUGGUCGUCCGAAAAAAGUCUCGAAUCAAAUAUGUCUCGAAUUAUCUUCAUUUUGCUCGUCGCUGUGGCGAUUUUCUCCAGUUCAUUUGGCGAGGAGUGUGGACCAAACGAGGUGUUCAGUACGUGUGGAUCGGCAUGUGCACCCACAUGUGCCGAACCAAAAGCUCGUGUUUGUACCAUGCAAUGUAUUAUCGGUUGUAAAUGUCAGGAAGGCUUCUUGAGAAACGGUGAAGGGGCAUGUGUCCUUCCACAAAAUUGUUAAAAUUCCCACUUAAUUAUUGGAAAACGAUUUUUCGCUCCCUUAUUUAGAAUUCACACUCUUUGCUUUCUUUGUUUCUUUGCUUUCGUCUGUUUUGCUGUUGUCUUUUAUAAUUCAAAACAGGAUGUAUAUACAAAUAAAUAAUAAACUGUUGUUUUAAAAUCUUUU
Messenger RNA from Apis florea (little honeybee), 653 nucleotides. RefSeq names its product chymotrypsin inhibitor. Lineage: Eukaryota; Metazoa; Arthropoda; Insecta; Hymenoptera; Apidae. The record is from RefSeq and is a predicted model, not a curated record.